AUGGCUAACAUUCUCGAACAGUUUCCCGAGUUUUGUGCAGACAGUGUUGAUUAUGAUUUUCGUUCGGCCGCCCAUGUCGCCGCUGCCGAAGGCCAACUUCAGAGUAUUCAGUUUUUGCGUGACCAUUCCCAUUCAAAAAAUCAAGAUUUAAGUUGGAUGAGUCGGGAAGAUCGUUGGGGUUUUUCGCCCGUCGAAGAAGCGUAUCGUUACGGACAUUAUGAAGUGGCCAAUUACCUUAUUGAAUGUGUGAAGAAAGUUCGAACGGUGACCCCGUCGGAAACUGACAGUCGAAGACGGCUUUCAGUGACAAAACCUGCUGUGAGAUCAAUGCGCAAAUGGAAGAAAGUCCUUCAUUUUGGCACAUUGGCUUUGAAAAAUGAAGCAGAACUUAUCGAUGGUCUCUUGGCGACUGGUGUGUUUUCGUCAUCGGAAUUGUAUGCUGAUUAUGAUGGACGAUCACCUAUGCAUUUGGCUGCGGCCAAUGGCCAUUUGGAUGUGGUCAAAGUGCUGCUGCGUUAUGGCUAUGAUGGCAAAACGCACAGAGAUCGUUGGGGCAAUUGUGCACUGGAUGAAGCGAGACGAAAGAAAUUCGCUCAAAUUGUCGAUGUCUUACUCGCUGACAUUGUCUAA
Molecule: messenger RNA, 630 nt
Organism: Didymodactylos carnosus
Lineage: Eukaryota; Metazoa; Rotifera; Eurotatoria; Philodinida; Philodinidae
Source: the annotation of a GenBank genome assembly